Molecule: messenger RNA, 961 nt
Organism: Aedes aegypti (yellow fever mosquito)
Lineage: Eukaryota; Metazoa; Arthropoda; Insecta; Diptera; Culicidae
Product: transmembrane emp24 domain-containing protein eca
Exons: 4
Coding region: 148-798 (216 amino acids)
Biological process (GO): intracellular protein transport; endoplasmic reticulum to Golgi vesicle-mediated transport; Golgi organization
Cellular component (GO): endoplasmic reticulum; Golgi apparatus; endoplasmic reticulum-Golgi intermediate compartment
Source: RefSeq, a predicted model, not a curated record
AAAAGCACUUUCCAAUCUCAUUGACGUGUCGUAGCUAAAAAUAUAUUAAUUUCCUACCAGCAGUGAAAAUUAUUCCGUAAUUUUCAUCUAUUUUCCCACUAUAUUGGUGCACAAAUAAACCGGAAAAGCAGCGUACUACAACCGGAGAUGAAUUGGCAACGUAAUUUACUUCUACUGGUGGUGAUUGCAGUGGAACUGUCCAGUGCACUGUACUUCCACAUCGGCGAAACUGAACGCAAGUGCUUCAUUGAGGAGAUUCCCGACGAGACCACGGUCAUAGUUAACUACAAGGUCGAGCUGUAUGACCCACGAAGCGGUGGAUUUAUGCCAUCCUCUCCCGGCAUCGGAAUGCACGUCGAAGUCAAGGAUCCGGACGACAAGACCAUUCUUUCUCGCGUGUACAGCUCAGAAGGUCGUAUUUCGUUCACAUCGCACACGCCCGGCGAGCACGUAAUCUGCAUGUACUCGAACAGCACUGCCUGGUUCAGCGGUUCCCAAUUGCGGGUCCAUCUCGACAUUCAGGUCGGCGAACAUGCCAUCGAUUACGCCAACGUGGCCCAGAAGGAAAAACUGACAGAGCUGCAACUGCGCAUCCGACAACUUCUGGAUCAGGUCGACCAGAUUACCAAGGAGCAGAACUAUCAGAGAUACCGAGAGGAGCGAUUCCGCCAGACUAGCGACAGCACAAAUCAGCGGGUACUGUGGUGGUCACUGGCACAGACCCUCGUCCUCGUUACCAUGGGGUUGUGGCAAAUGAAGCAUCUGAAGAGCUUCUUCGAGGCUAAGAAAUUAGUUUAAUAAUUCGAUCGUAAUGUAUUGAAUGGUUCUUGUCGAUGGCGUCCUGUGAAGCAGCCGGAAUAGUGUUUAAACGUUAAGGACAUCAAGAACAAAGAGUGAAAGUAAUCUGUUUGUAAGAUUCGAAAUAAAUUUUGAGAUAUGGGGGAGCCUGCCUUGCAAUAAA